AUGGUGUUGGCCCAAGCGCGUCCAGGGGAGACCAGGCACCUCCUGAGCGUCGAGCAUAGCCUCCAAGAACUUCAGGCCCAGAUAGUCGAAUACCAGCAGGAGCUCGCAUCACUUCAACGUAAUGCGCAGCCUCUCGACCAGACUGUCGCCAGUUCCAGGGUCGCGCCUUUCAAGAUUAUGAAGUCGGCCUUCGAUCGUGUUUUCCAAGAAACUCCGUUCAUGCCUGCCUCAUCUUCAGUGCUGCCGGCCCUGCUCUCUCUCCGCCAGGCACAUCAAACCGUUGACGAGUCGAGAGCAUAUAUUGCUACACAAGAGAUAUCCAUCGAGAAGGCUCACAACCAGCUCCUAGCCGAAAAGGCCAGUCUGAACGAUCAGCAACAGCUGACUGCAAGCUUGGAAAAGCGCAUUGAGUCACUCAACGAGGAGCUCAACAACCACAUGGACACGGACCCGGGGGAUGCAGCCAGGGAAAGGAUGAAGGAGUUGAGGCAGAAGCAGAAGCAGUAUGCACGAGAGACGUCACGGUUGCUGAAAGACCUCAAUAAGUUCAUCGAUGAACAUUUGGCCUCUCAACUCGCUGCCGAAGACCUUGGAGGACCCGUCGUUGGAGACAUGAUGGAUGUCGACGUCCAAGACCUUGCCGCAGGCUUCAACGCGCAGGGCCGCCCCAAGAAGCUCAAGGCUACAAAUGCCGACGACGGGGGCAAGCGGCAGCGACGGCUAGAAGAAGUCUGGGGUGCUGCUAUUGCCGCCGACCAAGGAGGGAACGAUGUUCCUAACGAGACUGCCGCUGCCGGACGGGAGAUGCGGGAGCUAACUGAAGAACUCCUCAACCAACUCGUCGAGUCGGGCGGCGAUGGCACGGCGGCAUAUGUCAAAGUGGCCAGAGACACUGCGGCUGCACGCUUUUUGGUUCGAUCGAAAGUCGCGCAACUUCACCCGCGCGACGCAACCAGGAUUCGGUUAAUCGACUUUGGAAAGGAACUGGACGACUGA
Verticillium alfalfae VaMs.102 is the source of this 996-nucleotide messenger RNA. RefSeq lists its product as hypothetical. Gene Ontology annotation, cellular component: nucleus. The coding region runs from base 1 to 996 and encodes 331 amino acids. Lineage: Eukaryota; Fungi; Ascomycota; Sordariomycetes; Glomerellales; Plectosphaerellaceae. Gene Ontology annotation, biological process: mitotic sister chromatid segregation; kinetochore assembly. The record is from RefSeq and is a predicted model, not a curated record. The transcript is spliced from 2 exons.